ACCUGUGGAUAUAAACAAGCUGAAGAUGAUGACUUCAACUGGGAGCAGGUGAACACCUUGACCAAACCAACUUUUGAUCCAUGGAUGCCAUCAGGUUCUUUCAUGUUGGUGAACACAUCUGGGAGAUCUGAGGGGCAGAGAACCCAGCUCCUCUUACCACAGCUUAAAGAAAAUGAUACUCACUGCAUUGAUUUUCACUAUUUUAUAUCCAGCAAGAGUAAUUCUGCUCCUGGGUUACUCAAUGUCUACGUGAAGGUCAAUAAUGGGCCUUUGGGGAAUCCUAUCUGGAAUAUAUCUGGAGACCCAACACGUACAUGGAACAGGGCAGAACUGGCCAUUAGUACUUUUUGGCCCAACUUCUAUCAGGUGAUUUUUGAAGUAAUAACUUCUGGACAUCAAGGCUACCUUGCUAUUGAUGAAGUGAAGGUGUUAGGACAUCCAUGUACCAGGACCCCCCACUUCCUGCGAAUUCAGAACGUGGAAGUGAAUGCUGGCCAGUUUGCCACCUUCCAGUGCAAUGCCAUCGGCAAGACCAUGGCAGGGGACAGGCUCUGGCUGCAGGGUAUUGAUGUACGAGAUGCUCCUCUAAAGGAAAUAAAGGUGACCAGUCCCCGGCGAUUCAUAGCUUCAUUUAAUGUCGUAAAUACGACAAAACGAGAUGCCGGGAAGUACCGCUGCAUGAUUCGCACGGAAGGAGGUGUUGGGAUAUCAAACUAUGCAGAGUUGGUAGUUAAAGAACCACCUGUACCAAUCGCCCCCCCUCAGCUGGCCUCAGUGGGGGCGACCUAUCUGUGGAUACAACUCAAUGCCAACUCCAUCAACGGGGACGGACCCAUUGUCGCCCGAGAGGUGGAAUAUUGCACAGCAAGUGGGAGCUGGAAUGACCGGCAGCCAGUGGAUUCCACGAGUUAUAAGAUUGGGCACCUCGAUCCAGAUACAGAGUACGAGAUCAGUGUGCUCCUCACCAGGCCAGGGGAGGGCGGCACUGGAUCUCCUGGGCCAGCCCUCAGAACAAGAACGAAGUGUGCGGAUCCAAUGCGGGGGCCAAGAAAACUGGAAGUAGUAGAAGUCAAAUCUCGACAAAUCACUAUCCGCUGGGAGCCAUUUGGCUAUAAUGUAACUCGUUGCCAUAGUUACAAUCUCACAGUCCACUACUGUUACCAAGUUGGAGGACAGGAACAGGUGCGAGAAGAAGUGAGCUGGGACACAGAUAAUUCACACCCUCAACAUACGAUCACUAACCUCUCACCGUAUACCAAUGUUAGUGUGAAACUCAUCCUCAUGAAUCCUGAGGGGAGGAAGGAAAGUCAAGAACUGAUAGUACAGACGGAUGAAGAUCUGCCAGGUGCUGUUCCUACUGAAUCCAUUCAAGGAAGCACCUUUGAAGAGAAGAUAUUUCUUCAGUGGCGAGAACCAAUUCAAACAUAUGGUGUCAUCACUUUAUAUGAGAUCACCUACAAAGCAGUCAGUUCCUUUGACCCAGAAAUAGACUUAUCUAAUCAAAGUGGAAGAGUUUCAAAACUGGGAAAUGAAACCCACUUUCUGUUUUUUGGACUGUACCCGGGGACAACAUACUCCUUUACCAUCCGAGCCAGCACAGCUAAGGGGUUUGGACCUCCAGCAACAAAUCAGUUCACCACCAAAAUAUCAGCACCCUCUAUGCCGACUUAUGAACUUGAGACCCCUUUGAAUCAGACUGACAAUACAGUGACAGUCAUGCUGAAGCCUGCACACAGCCGAGGCGCACCUGUCAGUGUCUACCAAAUAGUUGUUGAGGAAGAAAGUCCUCGAAGAACAAAAAAGACAACAGAAAUCUUGAAGUGCUACCCAGUGCCAAUACACUUCCAGAAUGCUUCCAUCCUGAACUCACAGUACUACUUCGCUGCCGAAUUCCCAGCAAACAGCCUGCAGGCGGCUCAGCCUUUUACUGUCGGUGAUAACAAGACAUACAAUGGAUACUGGAACACUCCCCUUCUCCCUCAUAAAAGCUACAGAAUUUAUUUUCAAGCCGCUAGUAGAGCCAAUGGGGAAACCAAAAUAGACUGUGUUCGAGUGGCCACAAAAGCUGCGAUAAUCGUGACUCAGCUUACAACACCUUACAUUCGCAUCGCCCCUGCCGCAGGCGACGACCAACUGACAGGAGCUGCUACUCCAAAACCCGUCCCAGAACCUGAGAAACAAACAGAUCAUACAGUUAAAAUUGCUGGAGUCCUUGCUGGCAUCUUGCUGUUCGUUAUUAUAUUUCUUGGAGUUGUGUUGGUGAUGAAGAAAAGGAAACUAGCCAAGAAGCGGAAGGAGACAAUGAGCAGCACCCGGCAGGAGAUGACUGUGAUGGUGAACUCCAUGGACAAGAGCUACGCCGAGCAAGGCACAAACUGUGACGAGGCGUUCUCAUUCAUGGACACGCACAAUCUGAAUGGCAGAUACGAAACCCACACGAUGGCCAGUGACACCAGCAGUCUAGUGCAGUCCCACACAUACAAGAAGCGCGAGCCAGCUGACGUGCCCUACCAGACCGGGCAGCUUCACCCUGCCAUCCGAGUGGCAGACCUGCUUCAACACAUCACGCAGAUGAAGUGUGCCGAGGGCUACGGCUUCAAGGAGGAAUACGAGAGCUUCUUUGAAGGGCAGUCUGCACCAUGGGACUCUGCUAAGAAAGAUGAGAACAGAAUGAAGAACAGAUAUGGGAAUAUCAUUGCGUAUGACCAUUCGCGUGUGAGGCUGCAGACCAUAGAAGGAGACUCCAACUCAGACUACAUCAAUGGGAAUUAUAUCGAUGGCUAUCAUCGACCCAAUCAUUAUAUUGCUACCCAAGGACCAAUGCAAGAGACCAUCUAUGACUUCUGGAGGAUGGUGUGGCACGAAAACACCGCAAGCAUAGUAAUGGUGACCAACCUUGUGGAAGUGGGGAGGGUCAAAUGCUGCAAAUACUGGCCAGACGACACAGAGAUAUAUAAAGACAUUAAAGUUACCCUAAUAGAAACAGAACUACUGGCAGAAUAUGUGAUAAGAACAUUUGCUGUUGAAAAGGGAGGGGCCGGAAGUGAAGCAAACGGCAGUCCAUCCAGAGAAGUGUCACAGAGGGGCAUUCAUGAAAUCCGAGAGAUCAGACAGUUCCACUUCACUGGCUGGCCGGAUCAUGGGGUCCCUUACCAUGCCACAGGACUGCUGGGAUUCGUCCGGCAGGUCAAAUCCAAGAGCCCACCCAACGCAGGCCCAUUGGUGGUGCACUGCAGUGCUGGUGCCGGGAGGACUGGCUGCUUCAUCGUUAUUGACAUCAUGUUGGACAUGGCGGAACGGGAAGGGGUGGUGGACAUCUACAACUGUGUCAGGGAGCUGCGGUCACGGAGAGUGAACAUGGUGCAGACAGAGGAACAAUACGUGUUUAUCCAUGAUGCCAUCCUAGAAGCCUGUCUUUGCGGAGACACCUCCAUCCCUGCCUCCCAAGUUAGGUCUCUGUAUUAUGACAUGAACAAACUGGAUCCACAGACAAAUUCAAGCCAGAUUAAAGAGGAAUUUCGGACCCUGAACAUGGUAACGCCAACGCUGCGUGUGGAAGACUGUAGCAUUGCACUCCUGCCCCGCAACCAUGAGAAGAACCGCUGCAUGGACAUCCUGCCCCCAGACCGCUGCCUGCCUUUCCUCAUCACCAUCGACGGGGAGAGCAGCAACUACAUCAACGCCGCCCUCAUGGACAGCUAUAAACAGCCUUCAGCUUUUAUAGUCACGCAGCAUCCUUUGCCAAACACAGUGAAAGACUUCUGGAGACUGGUCCUGGAUUACCACUGCACAUCUGUAGUUAUGCUGAAUGACGUAGAUCCGGCCCAGUUGUGUCCACAGUAUUGGCCAGAGAACGGAGUUCACAGACAUGGCCCCAUCCAGGUAGAAUUUGUUUCUGCUGAUUUGGAAGAAGACAUCAUCAGCCGGAUAUUCCGUAUUUACAAUGCAUCCAGACCCCAGGACGGGUACCGGAUGGUGCAGCAGUUCCAGUUCCUGGGCUGGCCGAUGUACAGGGACACACCAGUGUCCAAGCGCUCCUUCUUGAAGCUCAUUCGCCAGGUGGACAAGUGGCAGGAGGAAUACAACGGCGGGGAAGGCCGCACGGUCGUGCACUGCUUGAACGGGGGCGGGCGCAGUGGCACCUUCUGCGCCCUCAGCAUCGUGUGCGAGAUGCUGCGGCACCAGCGGACGGUGGACGUCUUCCAUGCGGUGAAGACGCUGCGGAACAACAAGCCCAACAUGGUGGACCUGCUGGAUCAGUACAAGUUCUGCUAUGAGGUGGCCCUGGAAUACUUGAGUUCCGGCUGACGACACCACACUCCACGAACAAGCCCUUUCAUCCCGAAAAGCCAAGAUGUUCCCUGGGUUUGUGUAGAUGAGGUCGAGACUUCCCAAUAUGCUUAUUUUGCUUUGCAUAAUGGGCUCUUUUUAAGAGCCCAGGAAAGUACGUAGAAAACUGCUUGCACUGCCCAGUUCCCAGCAAUGCUGCUGCCCGUCGGAAGCGCCGCGGCACACGUGGCGCUGUGCUGCGGCCUCGGCUGCUCAGAGCAGGGGAGAUGCCUGGGCGACUCAAGAGCACAAUUAUAUUCUUAUGAAGGAAUUUGUACCUUUGGGGUAUUAUUUUGUGGCCCGUGAACCUUUGUUAUUGUUACAAUCGAGUGUACAUUUUUGUUCUGUGGAGAAUGCUACCUGGCAUUAUGAUAAUAUAUUAUUUUAGUUAAUAUUUGUAUUUUAACAUGUUGCAUAAUAUAAGCUUAUGUAGCUUUCCAAGACUAACAGAUAAACAUACAAUGAACAGAGAUAUGUUGUAGGAGUUGUUGUUUCUAUCAGAUUUGUAUCGUUUCCACGGGGAAAGCUUGGGAGGAGUUCAGUUCAAAAAUGCAAAUCUCAACGAUCGGAUCCAUGGAUCGAAAGCUUUUCCUUCUGUUUAUAUUGUAAAUAUUUUUGAUUUCAUCAAAAAUUAUUUAUUCAUUAAAAGAAAUUUUUGUGAA
Artibeus jamaicensis (Jamaican fruit-eating bat) is the source of this 4991-nucleotide messenger RNA. RefSeq names its product protein tyrosine phosphatase receptor type M (gene PTPRM). The transcript has 31 exons. Gene Ontology annotation, cellular component: membrane. Gene Ontology annotation, molecular function: protein tyrosine phosphatase activity; protein binding. Bases 85 to 4308 code for a protein of 1407 amino acids. The record is from RefSeq and is a predicted model, not a curated record. Gene Ontology annotation, biological process: protein dephosphorylation. NCBI's taxonomy places the organism in Eukaryota, Metazoa, Chordata, Mammalia, Chiroptera, Phyllostomidae.